Endocarpon pusillum Z07020 is the source of this 591-nucleotide messenger RNA. RefSeq lists its product as uncharacterized. The record is from RefSeq and is a predicted model, not a curated record. NCBI's taxonomy places the organism in Eukaryota, Fungi, Ascomycota, Eurotiomycetes, Verrucariales, Verrucariaceae. The transcript has a single exon. The coding region runs from base 1 to 591 and encodes 196 amino acids.
AUGGAUGCAGAUCACCAUCGGACAGCCUUGAAGGAGGCGAAAAACCUUCUGGGUCUAAAAUCUGGCAGACCAAACGUGGGCCAAGCAGUUGCUUCGUCGAACGCACCCUCUAUAGCAUCUCACUUAACAACACGAUUCCCUGUUCCUCAAUAUCACGCUCUGAAGAGUUCUCAAGAUAUGCCGAUGCCCCUCCACCAAGCACAUGUGCUCCGAAUCCUAGGCCUGGGCCAAAGCCUCAACCAAAGCCGCGUCCUCAACAACCACGACCAAUUCCAUCAGUCUGCCCUCACCGGCCAGAAGCCUGGCCCCAGUCUGCGGCUCAAAGCGCGUCCUCAAAAGCUAGGACCAAUGCCAUCGCCCAAUCCAGCAAAUAGCAUGACUCUGACAGGCCCACCAAUUCAGAUUCCACCGCCUACAGCAGCUGUGUCCAUAUCACUUAACGUGAUAGACUUUGUAGCUGGUUUAUUUUCUGAACUGGGCCCUGGCCCAUUACCCACCCCACCUCCCUCGCCACCACCGACCCCACCACCGGAAGGCCGUUCCUCCACCUUCAUGAACAGCCACUAUCAAUAUAUCGCAGUGCAUGCAUGA